AGUACAAGUUUGUAAUGUAUGCUAGCAGAGUUGGGUCAGUGUGUCGUUCCCUCCACACUGUUUUCUCCUCCUUUCUGCAUCCUCCCACUCGCAGCCCAGCAGAACAACGACUCGCUUUUCAAAGCACCACCCGGUUCGGUGGCUAAUCCGCCUUUUUUUUCCUCCCCAAAAGAGGUUCCAGCCGUUCUGCGAUUCACGUUAAAACGGAGGCAACCGUGACUGAGUGAGAGACUACAUGGACUAGACCGAACAUGAAGAGCCUUAAAGCCAAGUUCAGGAAAACUGAUGUGAACGAGUGGAACAAAAACGACGAGCGCCUGCUUGCAGCUGUAGAGCAUGGCGAGGUGGACAAGGUGGCAUCACUCGUCGCCAAGAAAGGCGCCAGCGCCGUCAAGCUUGACAGCGAGGGGAAAUCAGCUCUCCAUUUAGCAGCUUCACGUGGUCAGACUGAUUGUUUAUCGGUCCUCCUGGCACAUGGCGCUGACCCUACAGUUGCUGAUGCUUCAGGUUUGAUUCCGUUACAUCUGGCAGCCAAGAACAAUCACGUGGAGUGUUGCAAAAAGCUUCUUCAGGCUAAAUGUCCAGUUGAUGCGGUUGACGGCUCGGGGAGGACCGCUUUGCAUCACGCCGCUCUCGGCGGGAAGAUCCAGACUGUCCAGUUUCUGUGUGAACUGAAAAGCCCCAUCAACCUUAAAGAUACAGAUGGCCACACCCCUCUGCUUCUGGCAGCCAGACGUGGCUACGCUGAGGUGUGCAGCGCUUUGCUGGACAGCGGUGCUGAAAUCAGCAUUUCUGACAACAGCGGCAGGACUGCUCUCAUGCUCGCCACGGAAUCCAAUGUGGUGCCCGUCAUCGAGGUUCUGGUUGAGCACGGGGCGCUCCUAAGUGCGGUGGACGCACAAGGCCACGACGUCGCACACUAUGCCAAAGUGUCUACCAGCUGUGAGGUCAAAGCCGCACUCAGCGCCGCCCUGACCAGGCAGCUCUCUGAUACCAAGUCUCCCAGAAAUCCUGCGCAUGAUGAAGUAGCUAACCUAGGCGAUGAACAGAUCACAACUCCCAAAAAACGAAAAGCACCUCCACCUCCUAUUAGCCCACUGCAGAAGUCUGGUCCUUCUUCACCUUCACUGUCUGUGACGCCUUCAUCCAAUAAAAGUGACACUCCAAAGAGGUUCAACUGUAAGGAGGAUGAAGUUGAAGAGGAGUUUGAGCGGCUGCACAACAACCAGACAAGCAUGUUGCUGGACACAUCGGAGAACUCGAGGAACGCGGCGGUCUGUCCUGAACCGGAUCCCAAGGUUGAGCCCAGCUUUACAGUGCCAUCAUAUUCCGCUCUUGUUUCGGCCCUGCAAGCCAAGAUCACCGCUCUGACUUUAGAAAACCAGCAGCUGGCCAGCAAAUUUAAGGCUAUUUCUUGUACACAGAAACAUCCGUCUCUCCAAGGAACCGAGGAGCUGAAGGACACCAGCCGUCCCGACAGCAUGGCCUCCAACUCCUCCUUCCAUUCCAUACAGGAUGAAUUAGAGCUAGCCACCGCCGUACCUUUCGCCGCCCACGCAGCGCGGGAGGACGCACUGUUGGAGGAAGAAGCGAUAGGGGGGAGCCAUGAGGAGAUCCGCCUGUUACGACAAGCGCUCGAGAACGUCCAAGUGAAGCUGCUGGAAACCAGAAAGGAAAACCGCUCGCUUCAGGCUCAGUUGAAACCUGAGCGGAGCGGAGAACGAGGGGAGGAUGACGGAAGGGCAAAAGGAAGGGAAGAAGAGUUGAUCGAGAGCCUGGCGGAGCUUCAGGCCAAGCUCACCGACACGCAGGAGAGAUAUCACCACGCUGUUGAGGAGGUGGAGGAGCUGAGAGCGCACGCGACGGGAAUGGGAGGUCCUGGAACAUCCUUGUUGGAGCAGGAGGUGAAACAGCUGAGGGUGCAGCUUAUGCAUGUGGGCUCCGAGCACGAGGAGGCUGCGCAACGAGUCAGAGAGAUGGAGGAGGCGCUAAGGAGGGUGGAGGAGGAGAGACGGAACGCGAGGGAGAAGGAGGAGAGGACUGCUGAGAUGGAGGAGCUAUACAAGGAAGCGCAGGAGGAGAUUAUCAUGCUCCAGGAGGCUCUGCAAGGAACCGUACCGGUGGAGGCCGCCGCCAAGGACUUUGAGGAAAUGAAGACUGAACUCAACGAGAUCAUUUGUGGCCUCCAGCGCCGCCUAAUGGAGCUGUCACACUCCUACAGCGAAACCAGAGCGCAGCUCGGCGCCGCGCAGAAGCAGCUGGCCGACGGCAGCCAGCCGACAUCGCCUCCCUCACAAGAGGAGGAGGAGAUGAUGAUGAUGAAGAGCAGGCUGGAGGAGCUACAUACGCUGGUGGUCGACAUCGAAAAAAAGCACUCCGAAGCUCUGGAGGAGAUCUCACAGCUGAGACUGGAAGCCGAGGUUCAAGCGCAGAGCUCCAUCGCCCUUGCCGACCACACGCAGGUGAUGUCAUCUCUUGGGAAUGCCAUUAAAGAGCUGGAGGCCCAAUCGGAAGUCCUUAAGGAGCAGCUCCACCAAAAAACCUUGCAACUGGACACUCUGCAGAAGAGACUGGAGAAGCAUGCCACAUUGGAAGACUCCGUUUCUGAGGAGGAGCACAAGAAAAUGCGAGAGCAGCUGGAAGGCGAGGUGAACCACCUGACGCAACUCCUCCAGGAGGCCCUCAGGAAGCAGGAUGAGAUGGCGCUGGAGGCUGCUGAUGCCUGGCAGAAGGCGCGGGACAAUCGAGCAGAGCGCGAGGCCCUGCAGGAGCAGCUGACGUCAACGGAGAAAGACAACCAGAGCCUGACGUCCAGGUUAGCCGAGUCCCAGGAUGCGGUGUGUCAGCUCAAACAGCUGGUGGAGAACCACGUGGCCUCUGAACGAGAGAAGAACAAGCGGAUAGACGAUCUGUCGCGAGAAGUCGGAAAACUGAAGGAUGCCUUAAACAGCCUAUCGCAGCUCUCCUACAGCUCAGGCUCGCCAUCCAAAAGGCAGCAGCAGAACCAGCAACUGGAGAUCAUGCAGCAGCAAGUCAAACAACUGCAGUACCAACUCGCAGAGGCAAAGAAACAGCACCAUGAAAUCGUGUCAGUCUACAGGAUGCAUCUCCUCUACGCUGUCCAGGGUCAGAUGGACGAGGACGUCCAGAAAGCCUUGAAGCAGAUCUUGAUGAUGUGCAAGAUGCCAAGUCAAACCAAGGAUGCCUGCUGAUGCCAAUAGACACACUGAAGUAAACUGCUGCCAUUAAGUUGCAAGGUUGCAACAUCCUACCACCCACACACCCACCCACCCACCGUGCCUCAAGACGAACCUGGACUCAUGUAGAGGACCCCGGGGAACCUUCAAGGGGAAACCAGCCCAUCAAGAUUACAUUGAGGACAUCAUGCUGUUACAUUGUGUAUAAAAGGGUGCUGGCAUUUUGUCACUGUUUCAUUUCUCAUGUUAGUUGUGACUAAAUUAUUUUUAUUUGUGCCAUGAUAGCAAUGCAUGGGAUCUUGGCCAUAUUUGCAUGUUUUUGUUUUUUUUGUCGCCAUACUAAAAAUGUAUUUUUGUCCAAGUUACUGUAACCUAUUGAGCAACUUAUGUUCCAAUGCUUUUGUCCUCCAUUUUAACGAUGCACUAUGUUGGUCUACUGACACCUUAACUUGUUAUUAUUAUUAUAAUUCACAUUUCCUGACUCACUUAGGAGGUUUGCAUAAUUUGGUAUAUCAUGUUCAGUGUUUGCAGCACUUUUAUGUGUUCCCCUCCUCUUUUGCCUUAGUAGUACUGUGCCAAGAGCCAUAAGUCACACUUAAAAGUGACUGUUUUUUUGUUUUUUUUUUUACUAAAUCUGCCUGAUUCAACCACAUCCAUUUCUCAUGUUUUGCUCAGGAAACAUGUUUUAAGUGAAUUUGAUGCAAAAUCAUUUUCUGAAUAUUUUUUUUUCUCCUGUGCAUGUGGUCUUGCUGGACUUUUCAAAUAGUUAGCAUUUUAAAAAGGAUAUAACUAUUUUUGUUGUUGUUUUCUGUGUUAAUACCAGCAGUUUUGUGAAGAUGUAAAAUUGCAAUUUUACCCUCACUAAUAAAACAUAAAAAAAACGAUUUUGU
Molecule: messenger RNA, 4087 nt
Organism: Doryrhamphus excisus (bluestripe pipefish)
Lineage: Eukaryota; Metazoa; Chordata; Actinopteri; Syngnathiformes; Syngnathidae
Source: RefSeq, a predicted model, not a curated record